UAGAAUUGGAGAUGAACGUAAUGAUGAGAUGCUCAUGUCACUCAGUCCAGACAAUGGGAGUCGUUGUCCCAAAAGUGGGAAUGCAGGCGACAAGAUUAGGUUCGAAAUAAACCCAUAGAAACCAUCGGGUUUAUUUUGGCGAGAGUGGAACCUCUCGCUUCGCCUGAUCCUCUCUGAGGUGACAUUGUUUUGAUAUUGAACGUUAUUUUUUUUGGAGUAAAGAAAGACCUAGCUAGCUACUGACUGAACUAAAUAGGCUACCCAACUCCCAGUCGUCUGAAAAAUGUCUAAACUACAGUUGUUGCGUGUGUUUUUAAAUGAGCGCUUAACGGCGGCUGCUGUGGAGAUUUUCGGGGCAGUUGAGAAAACGGUAGUGGAGUACCAGGAGGAGAAUGAUCGGCUACGGAGACUGUUGGGGAUCACACCGGAGAUAAAACAAUGUAGAAUAGACUCCCUGCAGCUCUCUGUCUCUGAAGAGGAGGUUCCCCCUGAGCAGCAGCACUGUGAGCAGGAGUGGAGCCCCAGUCUGGGGCAGGAGGACCCAGAGACCAUACAGAUUAAAGAGGAACAGGAGGAAGUCAGAACCAGUCAGGAGGAAGAGCAGCUUCAAGGGCUCUUUGAUACCAAAGACUCCUUAUCCACUCCUUCCUGUGUGAAAAGUGAAUGUGAUCAGGAGGACCCACGUCAAGAAGCCGUACUAGCUGAACACCCAACUCUCAGUCCACUGAAAACAUCUAAACUACAGUUGUUUCGUGUGUUUUUAAAUGAAUGUUUAACGGCAUCUGCUGCUGUGGAGAUUUUUGGUGCGGUUGAGGAAACUGUAGCAGAGUACCAGGAAGAGAAUGAUCUGCUACGGAGACUGCUGCGGAUCACACCAGAGAUAAAACUACGUAGAAUAGACUCCCUGCAGCUCUCUGUCUCUGAAGAGGAGGUUCCCUCUGAGGAGCAGCACUGUGAGCAGGAUUGGAGCCCCAAUCUGGGGCAGGAGGACCCAGAGUCCACACAGAUUAAAGAGGAACAGGAGGAAGUCAGGACCAGUCAGGAGGAAGAGCAGCUUCAAGGGCUCUUUGAUACCAAAGACUCCAUAUCCACUACUUCCUGUGUGAAAAGUGAAUGUGAUCAGGAGGACCCACUUCAGUCCUUGAGUCUUCCCCAAACCAAGACUGUGGAGAACAGAGAGAGAGACUCUAACCCAGUGGAUCUCAAAUCUUUUGUCACUGUGACCCACAUUAAGGGUGUCUACAUUCCCUGUGACCCUCCAGAUAAUCAAAACAUUGUCUGCAACCACAGUUCAGCUGUAAGCAGUGACCCAGUAGGACUUGACGACAGCCCACCAUUGGAUCCCAGCGCAUUAUUUGAUCCCAGCCCAACAUUGGGGGAACACUGUUCCAAACCCAGCACCACGUCUAGAAAAAUUCACCACUGCCGUGACUGUGGUAAAACGAUUCCUCUGAAAGCUGACCUGCAGAGGCAUAUGACUCUCCCCAAGAAGAGACCCAGUGAAUGCUGCUUCUGCAAUAAACAGAACAAUUCCACCUGUAAACUGAAGGCCCAUGUCCGACUCUGUCAUGGUGGGAAACCCUAUAUAUGCCCUGUUUGUAGCAAGACCUUCAAAUACAAAGGAGAUCUGUCCAGGCACAUGAGGAUUCACAAAGGAGAGAAACCCUUUAUCUGUGGUGACUGUGGGAAAAGCUUCAAUCAGAAGGGGAACCUAACUGAACAUGUACUGAUUCACACAGGAGAGAAACCAUUUAGCUGUGGUGACUGUGGGAAAAGCUUCAGUCAGAAGGGACACCUUACUGUUCAUAAACUGACUCACACAGGUGAGAAACCCUUUAGCUGUGGUGACUGUGGGAAAAGUUUUAGUCAGAAGGGGAACCUAAGCAUUCAUAAACUGACACACACGGGAGAGAAACCAUUUAGCUGUGGUGACUGUGGGAAAAGCUUUGGACUCAAGCGGCACCUAACCAUGCAUAAACUGACUCACACAGGAGAGAAACCAUUUAGCUGUGGAGACUGCGGGAAAAGCUUCAGUAAGAAGGGACAUCUUACUGUUCAUAAACUGACUCACACAGGAGAGAAACCAUUUAUUUGUGGUGACUGUGGGAAAAGCUUCAGGCAUAAAGGGUCCCUUAAGAUACAUAUAUUGUCUCACACAGGAGAGAAACUCUUUAGCUGCGGUGACUGUGGGAAAAGCUUCAAUAAGAGGGGGAACCUAAACAUGCAUUUACGGACUCACACAGGAGAGAAUUCAUUUAGCUGUGGAGACUGUGGGAAAAGCUUCAAUCAGAGGGUGAACCUAACCACGCAUAUACGGACUCACAGCAGAGAUAAUUCCUUUCUCUGUGGUGACUGUGGGGAAAACUUUGAUGAGAAGGGGCACCUAACUGAACAUAUACGGACUCAUACAGGAGAGAAACCAUACAGGUGUGGUGACUGUGGGAAAAGCUUUUAUCAGAAGGCGGACCUAAGGAGGCAUAUACUGACUCACACAGGAGAGAAACCUCAUGGCUGCUCCGUCUGUGGUAAAGGAUUCACUCAUAAAUCUCAUCUGCUGAGGCAUGUCGAUAAAAUCCACAAAGGAAGAAAACAGGACAGAAACUGAAAGAGCAAAGAGCAUUAGGACAAAGAGAUUGUCUGUCAGCACAGAUGACUGUUCCAUUUGAGAAGGGAUCUCCACCCUCCCCGCUUUCGACCUGAUGACGUAACGGCAUGUGCCCCGUGGCUCAGCAUAACUGAAUCCUGCCCAUUGAACAGCCCUGGUGUACAGUACACAGUACAAUUUUAUUUAUUUAUUUUUUAUUUUACCGUUAUUUUACCAGGUAAGUUGACUGAGAACACGUUCUCAUUUGCAGCAACGACCUGGGGAGUAGUUACAGGGGAGAGGAGGGGGAUGAAUGAGCCAAUUGUAAACUGGGGAUUAUUAGGUGACCAUGAUGGUUUGAGGGCCAGAUUGGGAAUUUAGCCAGGACACCGGGGUUAACACCCCUACUCUUACGAUAAGUGCCAUGGGAUCUUUAAUGACCUCAGAGAGUCAGGACACCCGUUUAACGUCCCAUCCGAAAGACGGCACCCUACACAGGGCAGUGUCCCCAAUCACUGCCCUGGGGCAUUAGGAUAUUUUUUUUAGACCAGAGGAAAUAGUGCCUCCUACUGGCCCUCCAACACCACUUCCAGCAGCAUCUGAUCUCCCAUCCAGGGACUGACCAGGACCAACCCUGCUUAGCUUCAGAAGCAAGCCAGCAGUGGUAUACAGGGUGGUAUGCUGCUGGCAACAAUGACAUGCUUACCUCUUGGUUUACCUCUUGACAACAACAAUAUAAAAUAAAAAAGUUAGUACAAAAAUAUAUGCUAAAUACAGUAACAAUGGAAUAACAGUAGAAUAACAGUCAAUUAACAAUAGAAUAACACCAUAAUAACAGUAGAAUAACAAUAGAACAGUAGAAUAACAAUAGAACAGUAUGAUAACAAUAAAUUAACAAUAGAUUAACAGUAGAACAACAAUAGAUUAACAGUAGAACAACAAUAGAAUAACAGUAGAAUAACAAUAGAAAGGUAGAAUAACAAUAUAAUAACAGUAGAAUAACAGUAGAGUAACAAUGGAACAGUAGAAUAACAAUAGAAUAACAAUAGAACAGUAUAAUAACAUUAGAACAGUAGAAUAACAAUAGAACAGUAGAAUAACAAUAGAAUAACAAUAGAACAGUAGAAUAACAUUAGAACAGUAGAAUAACAAUAGAACAGUAGAAUAACAGUAGAACAGUAGAAUAACAAUAGAACAGUAGAAUAACAUUAGAACAAUAGAACAGUAUAAUAACAAUAGAACAGUAGAAUAACAAUAGAACAGUAGAAUAACAAGGCCGUGAUGCAGCCGAUCAGAAUGUUCUCAAUUGUGCAGAAGUUGAAGUGGCUGUUGCUCCUUCUUGACCAUGUGGUGGUGUUGUGGUUCCGUGUCAGGUUCUCAGUGAUGUGAACGCCAAGAACCUUGAAACUAAGGCGGGAUGUGGACAACAGUCUUAGGAAAGCAAAUCAACUCUGGAUCAUUCAUGCAGUUGGGUAGAGAUAAAUAAAUGUGUGAUGGAUUUACUUUUUGUGUAAACGUUCUAUGUAAAUAAAGUUUGAUUUGAAUGA
Salvelinus fontinalis (brook trout) is the source of this 4131-nucleotide messenger RNA. RefSeq names its product oocyte zinc finger protein XlCOF6-like. Gene Ontology annotation, molecular function: DNA-binding transcription factor activity, RNA polymerase II-specific; RNA polymerase II cis-regulatory region sequence-specific DNA binding. The transcript is spliced from 4 exons. Gene Ontology annotation, biological process: regulation of transcription by RNA polymerase II. Lineage: Eukaryota; Metazoa; Chordata; Actinopteri; Salmoniformes; Salmonidae. The coding region runs from base 284 to 2605 and encodes 773 amino acids. The record is from RefSeq and is a predicted model, not a curated record.